This is a messenger RNA of Canis lupus familiaris (dog), 3489 nucleotides long. It is a transcript of the gene HIPK2, whose product is annotated as homeodomain interacting protein kinase 2. The record is from RefSeq and is marked provisional. Gene Ontology annotation, molecular function: transcription corepressor activity; transcription coactivator activity; ATP binding. Gene Ontology annotation, biological process: peptidyl-serine phosphorylation; intrinsic apoptotic signaling pathway in response to DNA damage by p53 class mediator; positive regulation of transcription by RNA polymerase II. Gene Ontology annotation, cellular component: PML body; cytoplasm; nucleus. Lineage: Eukaryota; Metazoa; Chordata; Mammalia; Carnivora; Canidae.
AUGGCCUCACAUGUGCAAGUCUUCUCCCCUCACACCCUUCAAUCAAGUGCCUUCUGUAGUGUGAAGAAACUGAAAGUAGAGCCGAGUUCCACCUGGGACAUGACUGGGUACGGCUCCCACAGCAAAGUGUAUAGCCAGAGCAAGAACGUACCACCUUCUCAGCCAGCCACCACAACCGUCAGCACCUCCUUGCCGAUCCCAAACCCAAGCCUACCUUACGAGCAGACCAUCAUCUUCCCAGGAAGCACCGGGCACAUAGUUGUAACAUCAGCAAGUAGCACUUCUGUCACUGGGCAAGUCCUCGGCGGACCACAUAACCUAAUGCGUCGAAGCACUGUGAGCCUUCUUGAUACCUACCAAAAAUGUGGACUCAAGCGUAAGAGUGAGGAGAUUGAGAACACAAGCAGCGUGCAGAUCAUUGAAGAGCAUCCACCCAUGAUUCAGAAUAAUGCAAGUGGGGCCACCGUAGCCACUGCCACCACAUCGACUGCCACCUCCAAAAACAGUGGCUCUAACAGCGAAGGUGAUUACCAGCUGGUUCAGCAUGAGGUGCUGUGCUCCAUGACCAACACUUACGAAGUUUUAGAAUUCCUGGGCCGAGGGACGUUUGGGCAAGUGGUCAAGUGCUGGAAACGGGGCACCAACGAAAUCGUGGCCAUCAAGAUCCUGAAGAACCACCCGUCAUAUGCCCGGCAAGGUCAGAUCGAGGUGAGCAUCCUGGCCCGCUUGAGCACGGAGAGCGCCGACGACUACAACUUUGUCCGCGCCUAUGAAUGCUUCCAGCACAAGAACCACACGUGCUUGGUCUUUGAGAUGUUGGAGCAGAACCUCUAUGACUUUCUGAAGCAGAACAAGUUUAGCCCCUUGCCCCUCAAAUACAUUCGCCCAGUCCUCCAGCAGGUAGCCACAGCCCUGAUGAAACUGAAGAGCCUAGGUCUCAUCCAUGCCGACCUCAAACCAGAAAACAUCAUGCUGGUAGAUCCUUCCCGACAGCCCUACAGAGUAAAGGUCAUCGACUUCGGUUCGGCCAGUCAUGUGUCCAAGGCUGUGUGUUCCACCUACCUGCAGUCCAGAUACUACAGGGCUCCUGAGAUCAUCCUUGGUUUACCAUUUUGCGAGGCAAUUGAUAUGUGGUCCCUGGGCUGUGUCAUUGCUGAGCUGUUCCUGGGCUGGCCGCUCUAUCCAGGAGCUUCUGAGUACGAUCAGAUUCGGUAUAUUUCACAAACACAGGGUUUGCCAGCUGAAUAUUUAUUAAGCGCAGGGACAAAGACAACUAGGUUUUUCAACCGUGACACAGACUCACCGUAUCCCUUGUGGAGGCUGAAGACACCAGAUGACCAUGAAGCAGAGACAGGGAUUAAGUCGAAAGAAGCAAGAAAGUACAUAUUCAACUGUUUAGAUGACAUGGCCCAGGUGAACAUGACAACAGAUCUGGAAGGGAGUGACAUGUUGGUGGAGAAGGCAGACCGGCGGGAGUUCAUCGACCUGUUAAAGAAGAUGCUGACCAUAGAUGCUGAUAAGAGAAUCACUCCCAUCGAAACCCUGAACCACCCCUUUGUCACCAUGACACACCUCCUCGAUUUUCCCCACAGUACACACGUCAAAUCAUGUUUCCAGAACAUGGAGAUUUGCAAGCGUCGGGUGAAUAUGUAUGACACGGUGAACCAGAGCAAAACCCCUUUCAUUACACAUGUGGCCCCCAGCACAUCCACCAACCUGACCAUGACCUUCAACAACCAGCUGAAUACUGUCCACAACCAGCCUUCAGCGGCGUCCAUGGCUGCAGUGGCUCAGCGGAGCAUGCCCCUGCAGACGGGAACAGCCCAGAUCUGUGCCCGGCCUGACCCCUUCCAGCAAGCUCUCAUCGUGUGUCCGCCCGGCUUCCAAGGGUUGCAGGCCUCGCCCUCUAAGCACGCUGGCUAUUCCGUGAGAAUGGAGAAUGCGGUGCCCAUCGUCACUCAAGCCCCGGGAGCACAGCCUCUUCAGAUCCAACCAGGUCUGCUUGCCCAGCAGGCCUGGCCAAGUGGGACCCAGCAAAUCCUGCUUCCCCCGGCAUGGCAGCAGUUGACCGGAGUGGCCACCCACACAUCCGUGCAGCACGCAACUGUGAUUCCCGAGACCAUGGCAGGCACCCAGCAGUUGGCUGACUGGAGGAACACGCACGCUCACGGCAGCCAUUACAAUCCCAUCAUGCAGCAGCCCGCGCUGUUGACUGGUCAUGUGACCCUCCCCGCCGCCCAGCCCUUGAAUGUGGGCGUGGCCCACGUGAUGCGGCAGCAGCCAACCAGCACCACCUCCUCCCGGAAGAGCAAGCAGCACCAGUCCUCUGCCAGAAACGUCUCCACCUGUGAGGUGUCCUCCUCACAGGCCAUCAGCUCCCCUCAGCGGUCCAAGCGCGUCAAGGAGAACACGCCUCCCCGCUGCGCCCUGGUGCACAGCAGCCCGGCCUGCAGCUCCUCCGUCACGUGCGGGUGGGGCGACGGGGCCUCCAGCACCACCAGGGAGCGGCAGCGGCAGACGAUUGUCAUUCCUGACACCCCCAGCCCCACGGUCAGCGUCAUCACCAUCAGCAGCGACACGGACGAGGAGGAGGAACAGAAGCAUGCCCCCACCAGCACUGUCUCCAAGCAGAGGAAAAACGUCAUCAGCUGUGUCACAGUCCACGACUCUCCGUACUCCGACUCCUCCAGCAACACCAGCCCCUACUCCGUGCAGCACCGCGCUGGGCACCACGGCAACGCCUGUGACGCCAAGGGGAGCCUGGAGAACCACUGCACUGGGAACCCCCGAACUAUCAUCGUGCCCCCCCUGAAAACCCAGGCCAGCGAAGUGCUGGUGGAAUGUGAUAGCCUGGUGCCAGUCAACGCCAGUCAGCACUCGUCCUACAAGUCCAAGUCCUCCAGCAACGUGACCUCCACCAGCGGUCACUCUUCAGGGAGCUCGUCCGGAGCCAUCGCCUACCGGCAGCAGCGGCCAGGACCGCAUUUCCAGCAGCAGCAGCCUCUCAAUCUCAGCCAGGCUCAGCAGCACAUCACCGCAGAGCGCGCCGGGAGCCACCGCCGGCAGCAGGCCUACAUCACUCCCACGAUGGCUCAGGCCCCGUACUCCUUCCCGCACAACAGCCCCAGCCACGGCACUGUGCACCCCCACCUGGCCGCCGCUGCUGCAGCAGCCCACCUCCCUGCCCAGCCCCACCUCUACACCUACACGGCGCCCGCGGCCUUGGGCUCCACCGGCACCGUGGCCCACCUGGUGGCCUCCCAAGGCUCAGCGCGUCACACCGUGCAGCACACUGCCUACCCGGCCAGCAUCGUCCACCAGGUCCCCGUGAGCAUGGGCCCCCGGGUCCUGCCCUCACCCACCAUCCACCCGAGUCAGUAUCCAGCCCAGUUUGCCCACCAGACCUACAUCAGCGCCUCUCCAGCCUCCACCGUCUACACUGGAUACCCACUGAGCCCCGCCAAGGUCAACCAGUACCCUUACAUAUAA